UUAUAAAAUGUGGGCUGGAGAGAUAAAGAAAGAAGUUGCAACUUCGAUGAUUCAUACAUAUCCAUUAUGUAAGCACAGUGAUAUGCCAGAGGAUAUGAAGCAGGAAGCUAUAGAAACCUGUGUCACUGCUGUGGAAAAAUAUUCAGAGAAUUAUGAGCAUGCAGCUCGCAUGAUCAAAGAUAAUCUGGAUAAAAAAUUUGGUCCACCAUUUCAAGUAGUCGUCGGGGAAGCUUAUGCAUGUGCAACUACAUAUCAAGAGAAUUCACUAUUAUAUAUGUUUAUUGGAGGUAACGUAGCAGUUCUUGUAUGGAGGACGGUUACAGGUUUUUGAUAAAUUUACAUGCAAAAGAUAAAUAUGUACUUUCAAAUACUGUCAUGUAUAUGAAUUUUUCUAAAUAUAUGUUAUGUAUUAU
Atta colombica is the source of this 413-nucleotide messenger RNA. RefSeq names its product dynein light chain 4, axonemal-like. Gene Ontology annotation, biological process: microtubule-based process. The record is from RefSeq and is a predicted model, not a curated record. Bases 8 to 331 code for a protein of 107 amino acids. Gene Ontology annotation, molecular function: dynein intermediate chain binding; dynein light intermediate chain binding. Gene Ontology annotation, cellular component: dynein complex. Lineage: Eukaryota; Metazoa; Arthropoda; Insecta; Hymenoptera; Formicidae. The transcript is spliced from 2 exons.